UUGAAGUUGAAAACGAGUUAAAACCUCCAAAAUUAUAACACCAAAAAAAUUAAGUAAGAAUCAGACAAAAACCUGUGAAGUUAAGAAUCACCAAGAUCGAGAAUAACAAAAACCCAAGAAUCGAAGCAUCUCAGAAGGGAAAAAAGUAGCGUAGCUGUAGAGGGAGGACCAGAAAUUCAAUGGGUUUCACCAUGGGUUUGAACUUCGUUCUCCUCUUAGUCAUGGUAGCUACCAAUAUCCUUUCCCUUUAUCAUCUCUCUUCCACCGUCCAAUCUCCCAACCCUCCUCCCCCUGUUCCCGUCCCUGACCACCUUCUCCGACAGCUUAACACCAUACGCGCCACCAUUAACCACCUCACGCGCCAUAACCCUUCUUCUUCAUCCACCACUGCUGAACCCAGUUCUGCUGUACCUCGAGAUCUUAUCCUCCACUCUCAGAUCGGUCCCAUUGCUUCUUCUUGUCACAACCAUCCUGAUCUUCUUCAUAGGUAUAUGAAUUACACUCCUUUUUCGACUUGCCCUUACGAUCCUGACCUCCAAGAGACGCUUAUUCUUAACGGCUGUCACCCACUUCCACGGCGGCGUUGUUUUUCUAGAACCCCAUCGAAACCGCCUUCUUCACUUCCGUUAACUCAUUUCCCGACUUCACUCCCCGAUUCCGGCGUUAUGUGGAACAAAUACUCGUGUAAAUCUUUCGCUUGUUUGUCUCAAAACAACCCCACUGGGUUCGAUCUCAACGCUCAACGCUCUUCCCUUCAAAAAUACACUUCGGAACUCGAUCUUCCCUUGACUCAGUUCAUGCAAUUGGCCAAAUCGGCUAACUCACCGAUCCGUCUCGGUAUUGACAUAGGCGGUGGAACCGGAACUUUCGCCGCACUAAUGAAGAAAUCCUACAACGUCACGAUGUUGACCACCACCAUGAACGUCAAUGCGCCUUACAAUGAAGCCGUGGCAUUAAGGGGGUUAGUGCCAUUACACGUGCCUUUACAACAAAGGUUCCCAGUUUUCGACGGCACAAUGGAUCUGGUCCGGUGUGGGAGAGCGGUGAACCGGUGGAUACCAUUGUCGGUGAUGGAAUUCAUGUUCUACGAUGUGGAUAGAGUGUUGAGAGGUGGUGGGUAUUUGUGGGUGGAUCGAUUCUUUAGCAAAGCAGUGGAUCUUGAGAAAAUUUAUGGGCCAUUGAUUGGUAAGCUUGGAUACAAGAAAGUGAAAUGGGCAGUGGCUAACAAGACAGAUCCUAGUGGUUUGAAACAUGGUGAAGUUUAUUUGUCUGCUUUGUUACAAAAGCCUGUUUCAAAAUCAUGAUGGGGAAAAAUUGAAGAUUCAUUCAACAUUUAGGAUAUAUGAUAUCGGAUCACGCGGAAAACAUGCCCGCCGACUGUCGGUUUGCUCUCGACAAAAACUGGAAUGAAUUUUAUUUAUUGGAUUAGGAUUUUAUAUCGUGUAUUAAGUGUCCAAAAAAAGUUUAUAAAAGGACCCGAGGGUAUUGUAAAAUCACAGAGGUAGCUGUCUGGGGAAAAAGGGUCAAAAGUAGAUGGCUGAAAGCAUAUUUUUUUUCAAGUUAUUGUUAUAACAUUUUGUUGCUGUCUACAACUGAUAAUCUGUAGAACAAUCCGAAAUAAAUGGAUUAAUACCAUGUUUUUUUUCCUUCA
Molecule: messenger RNA, 1651 nt
Organism: Gossypium raimondii (Peruvian cotton)
Lineage: Eukaryota; Viridiplantae; Streptophyta; Magnoliopsida; Malvales; Malvaceae
Product: probable methyltransferase At1g29790
Exons: 2
Coding region: 180-1304 (374 amino acids)
Source: RefSeq, a predicted model, not a curated record